Condylura cristata (star-nosed mole) is the source of this 8118-nucleotide messenger RNA. RefSeq names its product phosphatidylinositol transfer protein, membrane-associated 2 (gene PITPNM2). Gene Ontology annotation, molecular function: phosphatidylinositol transfer activity; metal ion binding; phosphatidylinositol binding. Lineage: Eukaryota; Metazoa; Chordata; Mammalia; Eulipotyphla; Talpidae. Gene Ontology annotation, biological process: phospholipid transport. Bases 1544 to 5530 code for a protein of 1328 amino acids. The transcript is spliced from 25 exons. The record is from RefSeq and is a predicted model, not a curated record. Gene Ontology annotation, cellular component: cytoplasm.
GUCCCUUGCGGAGUUUGGGCCAAAGUGCUGCUGCCCGCUGGGCUGACGUCCCCCUCUCUAGUGCUGUGGCUCCUGGAGGGCUUCCCCGGAGGGACCCUGUUAGCCAGCCCACGGCUGCCUGGACCCUGGAGGGGCAGGUCCCCUCUCUGGCUCCCUCCCCCGCCCUGUGUGGCUGACGAGGGAAAAGGGAAAGAAGAGCUCUCUGCUAGGACACCUCCCGGAUGCGGGGCUGCGAGGCCGAGGCCGAGGCCGGUGGGGACGGCUCUAGCACCCAGUUCUUAGAAGCCUGGGUUGAGGGUGUCUGAGAGGAAGCCCAUGUGAUCUUUAAAUAGAAAGCCAACUCCCAGCGGCCCUGCCCACUCAUGGGGAAGCGUCACAGUUUGGUGCAGGUACCGGGAAUCUGGGCUUAGGUCUGGCCCCUGCGCCCAGCACUGCGCCCCCACUGGGCCGACCACCCGGGGCGUCUGGAUACGUGGGGCUGCACAGGCAUCUGAUUGGAUUAGACUUUUUGUUCCAGCAUUACCUCUGACAGAUUGCUUUAAUAACAGCACACCCUUGAAGGCAACCCAAGGCGGGGCUCCCGGCUGCUCUGGGAUCCUCUCAGCUGUAUCUGUUUCCAAAGCCUUCCCUCUCUAAAGCUGCUUGGGAGCGCCCCUCCCUCCGCCCCCCCCCCCAGACUCUUUGCUAGCCAGACAGGCUCCACAGCUGGGUGACUGAGUGGGGGAGAGGGCUUUGUGCCUGCAGGCUCCGGGGCUUCUUCCCUCUGCUCCCUCUGCAGCCUGUCGCGGGGACCCUCCUGGCAUCCAGGCAUGGUGCAGGCUUAAUGACAUUACCGGCGUCUGGCUGCUGCUGCCAGACUCGCUGUAAAUUCUGAUGGGCUGGCAAGCUGUGUGAGGGUGGAGAGGCGGUGUGCUGCUUUGCUUUGCUUCGGGUUUGCUGGCAACGGAAAAUCUGAUAGGACUCAUCAAAGGUCGGCCCCGUGAGCGGCUGUGCCCUGGCUCAUGGUGACUCCAGGUCUCCUGGGAGGCCGACUGUGGUGGGGUUUACUCUACCCUGGGGUCCUUCUGGCUUGUGCUUGAGCCUCCUCCCAUGGUGGGGGGGGGGUGCCUUCCUUGAAGAGGCAAGUUUGUAAGAUGAGAGGAGAGGGGCAGGGUUCCUGCGGGCCACCCGCCAGCAUCCUCGGAGCAUCCUGCACCUGAGCACGGCUUGCCAGCCUCUCCCCCGCCUGCCCUGGCCUCUGGCUUGGGGAGCCAGCCGCCUUUCUUAGUAUAAUUUCACGUAGCGGUGACAGUGGCUUACUUGAAAGCAUCUUGGAGAGCGGCGGAGGGUGUGAGGCAAGUCGGAGAGGUGGGAGCCUGGGCUGCCGAUGGCUCCAGCCGGCGCGAGUGUGGAAAAAAGCUCAUUCCAGGAAAAGUGGCAUCAGCGCCACGUUGGCUGGCGUCCAGGUGGGGUGCUUGGUGAAUUUUGUCAUGGUGGUUUAAGGAGCCUCUUCUAGAAGUUCCAGCGUGCAGUUCCCCAUCAACGGGAAGGCUUGGACUCCAAGAUGAUUGUGAAGGAAUAUCGGAUUCCUCUGCCAAUGACUGUAGAGGAGUACCGCAUCGCUCAGCUGUACAUGAUACAGAAGAAGAGCCGCAACGAGACAUUUGGCGAAGGCAGCGGCGUGGAGAUCCUGGAGAACCGACCGUACACAGAUGGCCCUGGCGGCUCUGGGCAGUACACGCACAAGGUGUACCACGUGGGAAUGCACAUCCCCAGCUGGUUCCGCUCCAUUCUGCCCAAGGCGGCCCUGCGGGUGGUGGAGGAGUCCUGGAAUGCCUACCCCUACACCCGAACCAGGUUCACGUGCCCUUUCGUGGAGAAAUUCUCCAUUGACAUCGAGACCUUUUAUAAAACUGAUGCUGGAGAAAACCCCGAUGUGUUCAACCUCUCUCCUGUGGAAAAGAGCCAGCUGACCAUUGACCUGAUUGACAUCGUCAAGGACCCGGUGCCCCCCAACGAGUACAGGACUGAGGAGGACCCCAAGCUGUUCCGCUCGGUAAAGACGCAGCGGGGGCCCCUGUCGGACAACUGGAUCGAGGAGUACAAGCAGCAGGUGUGCCCCCUCAUGUGCGCCUACAAGCUGUGCAAGGUGGAGUUCCGCUACUGGGGCAUGCAGUCCAAGAUCGAGCGCUUCAUCCACGACACGGGCCUGCGGAAGGUGAUGGUGCGGGCCCACAGGCAGGCCUGGUGCUGGCAGGACGAGUGGUACGGGCUGAGCAUGGAGAACAUCCGGGAGCUGGAGAAGGAGGCGCAGCUCAUGCUGUCCCGCAAGAUGGCCCAGUUCAAUGAGGAGGAGGAGGAGGAGGGCUCCCGGCUCACCGUGGAUGAGGCAGCCAGGAGCCCAGCCUCUGGGGAGUCCCCGCAGCCCAGCAGCAGCAGUGGGGACCCCCUGGCCAGCCGGGGCUUGAAGAAGCAGUGGUCCACAUCCUCCAAGUCCUCGCGAUCGUCCAAGCGGGGAGCCAGUCCUUCCCGCCACAGCAUCUCUGAGUGGAGGAUGCAGAGCAUCGCUAGGGACUCGGACGAGAGCUCGGACGACGAGUUCUUCGACGCUCAUGAGGACCUGUCCGACUCGGAGGAAAUAUUCCCCAAGGACAUCACCAAGUGGAACUCCAAUGAUCUCAUGGACAAAAUCGAGAGCCCUGAGCCAGAAGACACGCAGGAUGGCCUGUACCGCCAAAGGGCCUCCGAGUUCCGGGUGGCCUCCAGUGUGGAGCAGCUGAACAUCAUGGAGGACGAGGUCAGCCCACCACUGGCCGUGCCGCCCUCCAAGAUCCACGUGCUGUUGCUGGUGCUACACGGGGGUACCAUCCUGGACACAGGCACCGGGGACCCCAGCUCCAAGCAGGGUGACACCAACACCAUGGCCACCGUGUUUGACACGGUCAUGCGGGUGCACUACCCCAGUGCCCUGGGCCACCUUGCCAUCCGCCUGGUGCCCUGCCCGCCCAUCUGCGCUGACGCUUUUGCCCUCGUCUCUGAUCUCAGCCCCUACAGCCACGACGAAGGCUGUCUGUCCAGCAGCCAGGACCACAUCCCCCUGGCCGCCCUGCCCCUGCUGGCCACCUCUUCGCCCCAGUACCAGGAGGCCAUUGCCACAGUGAUUCAGCGGGCCAACGUGGCCUAUGGGGACUUCAUUAAGUCCCAGGAGGGCAUGACCUUCAAUGGGCAGGUCUGCUUGAUCGGGGACUGCGUUGGGGGCAUCCUGGCGUUCGAUGCCCUAUGCUACGGGAACCAGCCGGUGUCCGAGAGCCAGGGCAGCAGCCGCCGGGGCAGCGUGGCCAGCGUGCAGGACACUGACCUGCUGUCCCCGGGGAUCCUGGUGAACACACCGCACUGCUCUGGUGGUGGCAGUGGCCUGGAGAACAGCCGGCACCUGAGCCGCAGCAACAUUGACAUCCCUCGAAGCAGUGGCGCUGAGGACCCCAAAAGGCAGCUGCCCCGCAAGAGGAGCGACUCGUCCACCUAUGAGCUGGACACCAUCCAGCAGCACCAGGCCUUCCUCUCUAGCCUCCACGCCAGGGUGCUGAGGACCGAGCCUGGCUCCCGCCGUUCAAGCAGCUCCACCAUGCUGGAUGGCGCAGGAGCGCUAAGCAAGUUUGACUUUGAGAUUGCUGACCUCUUCCUCUUCGGGUGUCCCCUGGGGCUAGUCCUAGCCUUGAGGAAGACAGUCAUCCCUGCCCUGGAUGUUUUCCAGCUGCGGCCCGCCUGCCAGCAGGUGUACAACCUCUUCCACCCCGCCGAUCCUUCGGCCUCGCGCCUGGAGCCGCUGCUGGAGCGGCGCUUCCAUGCCCUGCCGCCGUUCAGUAUUCCCCGCUACCAGCGAUACCCGCUGGGCGAUGGCUGCUCUGCGCUGCUGGUCGAGACCGUGCAGAGAAACCCCCAGCUGGUCCUGGAGGGCGCCCCCUUGGCCCCUCUCCCACCCGGGGAUGGCUUCCUGGAAACCAGCAUCCCUGUUCCCGCGCUCUCCUGGCAAGAUGGGCCCCGCCCGAGCCCGGGCUGUGCUGAGUCAGACGUGCUCCAGGCUCACAACACUGUCUUCCAAGAGCAUGUCACCCCUUCCUCACCCAGCACGGCACCCACGACCCGCGGUUUCCGCCGAGCCAGUGAGAUCAGCAUUGCCAGCCAGGUGUCGGGCAUGGCUGAGAGCUACACGGCGUCCAGCAUCGCCCAGAUUGCUGCCAAGUGGUGGGGCCAGAAGCGCAUCGACUACGCCCUGUACUGCCCUGACGCUCUGACAGCCUUCCCCACGGUGGCCCUGCCCCACCUCUUCCAUGCCAGCUACUGGGAGUCAACAGACGUGGUCUCCUUCCUGCUGAGACAGGUCAUGCGGCAUGACAAUUCCAGCAUCUUGGAGCUGGACGGCAAGGAGGUAUCGGUGUUCACCCCCUCAAAGCCCAGAGAGAAGUGGCAGCGCAAGCGGACCCACGUGAAGCUGCGGAACGUGACUGCCAACCACAGGAUCAAUGACGCAGUUGCCAACGAGGAUGGGCCGCAGGUUCUGACGGGUCGGUUCAUGUAUGGGCCCCUGGACAUGGUCACCCUGACUGGAGAGAAGGUGGAUGUGCACAUCAUGACACAGCCGCCCUCGGGUGAGUGGCUGUAUCUGGACACGCUGGUGACCAAUAGCAGUGGCCGCGUGUCCUACAGCAUACCUGAGACACACCGCCUGGGCGUGGGCGUCUAUCCUGUCAAGAUGGUGGUCAGGGGAGACCACACCUUUGCUGACAGCUACAUCACAGUGCUGCCCAAGGGCACGGAGUUUGUGGUCUUCAGCAUCGAUGGCUCCUUUGCUGCUAGUGUGUCCAUCAUGGGCAGUGACCCCAAAGUGCGAGCUGGAGCCGUGGAUGUGGUUCGGCACUGGCAGGACCUGGGCUACCUCAUCAUCUAUGUGACCGGCCGGCCAGACAUGCAGAAGCAGCGUGUGGUGGCAUGGCUGGCCCAGCACAACUUCCCCCAUGGUGUGGUGUCCUUCUGUGAUGGGCUGGUGCACGACCCGCUGCGGCACAAAGCCAACUUCCUGAAGCUGCUCAUCUCUGAGAUGCACCUGCGCGUGCACGCAGCCUAUGGCUCCACGAAGGACGUGGCAGUCUACAGCUCCAUCAGCUUGUCCCCCAUGCAGAUCUACAUUGUGGGCCGGCCCACCAAGAAGCUGCAGCAGCAGUGCCAGUUCAUCACUGAUGGCUACGCAGCCCACCUGGCUCAGCUCAAGUACAACCACCGGGCACGGCCAGCUCGCAACGCAGCCACCCGCAUGGCGCUGCGUAAGGGCAGCUUCGGCCUGCCAGGUCAGGGCGACUUUCUGCGCUCCCGGAACCACCUGCUCCGAACCAUCUCAGCCCAGCCUAGUGGGCCUGGCCACCGGCAUGAGCGGACACAGAGCCAGGCGGACUGCGAGCAGCGGGGCCAGCGCAGCAUGAGCGUGGCUGCCGGCUGCUGGGGCCGCACCAUGGCUGGCCGGCUGGAGCCAGGGACAGCCACCGGCCCCAAGUAGGGCACUGGUCGGGAAGGCGCUGUGGUCUCCAUGGUGCUAGGCCGGGGUGGCGAGCCCAGCCAGGCCUGACCUGGGCACAUGCAGUUGAUGGGGACAAGCCUGUCCCAGGGCCUGGUGGAGGACACUAAGUGCCACAUGCAGCCCUCCCAGCCGUGCCUCAUGCCCUAGGGUCUGAGAGGUUUCAGCUGGUAGAAGCUGGCAGGACAACCAGCCUAGAAGAGGACAGAGGGACCAUGUCCCCUGAAUGCACGGGCACAGAAGAUGCUCCUAGACAUUUGCCCUGCCUUGACCUCUGGCAUCCUGACGCCAGGCCUGGGCCCAGUCUGCCACCUCCUAAGUCACUAGCUCAUGGUGACCCCCAGGUCCACUCCUACUUGGUAGCACCUCCAAUGGGGUCCAGCCUGCUUCUUGUUAAUUUGAGUUAACUAUUUAACCUCACUGGUUUUGCACUGAUUUCUGAGAGCGGAGACCCAUUAUCAUCUCCUAUGGCUAUGGACUUGUUGGAAUGCACGACAAUUCAGUUGGCUGAUCCAGGACCUAUUGCCACUUGGAAGACACCAGGGCACUCACCUUGUUGGAGAGAAGGCCAUAUCUUCAUUUCUGCAGCACUGGACCCCCGCCCACCUGUCUACCUGCCCUACCUGGAGUCCAGCCCAGCUGCAGGCCUGGCGUCAUCAGUGGCCCUGGGCAUAGCCCAGGCGACGGGGCCUGUGAAGCCACAGCCAGGUCCCAAGCAGCCCCGCCUUGGGCUGUGGGACCUGGCCAGGCCUGGCUCCUCUUCUGCUCCUUGCCUGCCAUCAGUCAAGGCCCCAGCCUCGGCCCUCCUGCGGCCCUUCUGCGUUUCUACACCUUUCUACUCCAACCUGAUUUCUAUGAGGUUUUUUUUUAAUGAGCAAUCCUUGGCUGCUUCCUUUUCUUAACUCUUUCAGUACCAAGCGCAGCCCCUCCACAUGAAAACACCCAGCACUGUGAUGGAGUCCAGCCUGGUUCUGGGUCCCAGGGCCCUGCCCUCUGCCCACAUGGCAGGGAAUGGCUCCCUGCCUCACCUGACCCCAUUAAUCCACUGAAUUUCUACUCUGGGAUGGGUGGGGCACACACUUAGGUUUUUUUAAUGCCAAUUCCUUUUCGAUGCCGAAUCUAAGAAGCCACAACUCGCUUUGUUAGUUUAAGGGCAGGCAGCCAUGAUGCCACUUCCCACCUGGUAAGGACCGUGCAGUCCUGCAUGCCAGGUCCAAGCCUCGACCUUCCCUCCCCAGUACCACCCAGAACUUGGCUGUGGCUCUCCUGCUGCAAGACUGGGGACAGGGGAAGGGUGUCCUGGGGGGACCCCCAGGGGCCUGCAGGCUCCACCUCUAAGAGGCUGCUGCCAACCUGGAUAUGGCCUCAGGCCCUCACAGCCAGGACAGGGAGGCAGAUUGAUGUUGACAUUUUCCCGUGUAUAGAUAUGUACAGCCAAAGGGUUGUGUAAAUGUUCUGCAAAAGUGGGUCUAUACAGAGUGAAGCUAUUUAUUUUGUGCAGAGAAAAAUGUCUGAAGGGAUGGGACCUUCAGGGUUUAUUCAUAUUUAAGAUGUAGCUUUUUGUUGUUGUUUCAGGUGUUAUGUAUAAAGCCAUGAUUAUUUUAUGGACCAAGUUUUAAUGUAACUGUUGCAGUGAAAGUGCAAUAUCUGACCCCUCACUCCCCAGCAGGAAAUCGCUUGGCCUGACAAUCACAUCCCGGCCAGUGGCCCUGUGGCCAGUGCCUCCUCGUCUUUUCAGUUCCCUUUACCCUGCCUGCCGCCUCGGUGACCAGCCAUCCGGGGGAGCCCCUGAAGUCUUGGCCUCGUUGCAAUAAAGGCUGGGAGGCCUCCUGGCCCAAGGAAGUCGUGUGGGCAGAGGGCUCAGCCUCUCCCCAAGGCCACUUCCCCAGACUCCAUGCUCCCCUGCCCACCUGCCUGCCCAGCGCCAGCCAUGCCAAGGACAACAGCAAUAGUCCCCUGGGCCUUUCCUGGGGGCCCUUAGCCAUAGGUGGUGAGAUGGGCAGCCCACCCUCCCGUGAUGUCUCUUCUAUAUCCAGGUCUGCUUUCUGCCCCCCUUAAGAUUCCUUUUGGCACAUUCUCCUCUUGAGGAAGCACCAAUUUUAUAGAAACUGAGAGAGGGAGGGCAGAGUCCUUUAAAAAUACCAAAAAUGUUUACAGUGUUGGGUGCUGAGCUGCAGGGCUCAGGCCUGACCAGUCGUAACCAAAGGGUGAGGCAGGUCUUGCCGACUGCCACCCACCCAGGCCUGUUAGAGUAGAGCCUUAGUCCCACACUUACCCACCCCCAAGCCUCAGCCCACACCCCUCCCCCCACUUGUCCUCUUUGAUUCUAAAGAGGGAUUCAGCGGAGACCCCGCCCCUUCCCAGCUCCUCUGAGCUGCCUGCCCACCCAUCGCGUUGCAGUCUUCAUGUCUGGCCUCCUCCCAUCCUGUCUGUCUGUCUGUCUGCCUGGGCCACCUGUAACAGUGUCCUGACUCGCCCCACCCCCUACUGUCCCUGCACUGUUGGGCCUGAGUGUGCUCUGUAUACAGUGUCACUGUCUGAUACACCGAUUAAAGAAGCAGGAAGGCUUC